Puccinia triticina is the source of this 1821-nucleotide messenger RNA. RefSeq lists its product as uncharacterized. The coding region runs from base 1 to 1821 and encodes 606 amino acids. Gene Ontology annotation, cellular component: mitochondrial degradosome. The record is from RefSeq and is a predicted model, not a curated record. The transcript has 3 exons. Gene Ontology annotation, biological process: RNA catabolic process; mitochondrial RNA 3'-end processing. Gene Ontology annotation, molecular function: ATP binding; RNA helicase activity; hydrolase activity, acting on acid anhydrides. NCBI's taxonomy places the organism in Eukaryota, Fungi, Basidiomycota, Pucciniomycetes, Pucciniales, Pucciniaceae.
AUGUCACAGCGCACGGCGCAGUCCACCCACCACCCAGCCACUGCCCCGCAGGCUUUUCGCCCAGCCAAGGACGGGGGGGUGGAUGGGCGGACGAUCUGGGCAGCCGCCCAGCCCACCGACCCCCUCCUCGGAGCCGCUCUCGGCUCGCUCGCCAAGCUCAUCGACAUCCGCCGCCCCCAAGACCUCUACCCGGAUGCCCGCCGCUACAAGCGCCAGAUCCAUCUCCACGUCGGCCCCACCAACAGCGGCAAGACCCACUCGGCACUCAGGGCUCUCCAUGCCGCCCACACCGGCGUCUAUGCCGGGCCCCUCAGACUGCUCGCCCACGAGGUCUUCACCCGCAUCAACGCCGGCCAGGUCGCCCCCGACCUGCCCCCCCGCCCCUGCAACCUGCUCACCGGCGAGGAGCAGCGCGUCAGCUCGCCCACGGCCGGGCUCACCAGCUGCACGGUCGAGAUGCUGUCCUGCCAGCAGUUCUACGACGUCGUCGUCAUCGACGAGAUCCAGAUGAUCGGCGACCCGUUCCGCGGGGACGCAUGGACCCAGGCCCUGCUCGGCGUCCAAGCCAAGGAACUCCAUCUCUGCGGCGAAGAGAGCGUGGUCGGACUGGUCGAGCGGCUGGCCGACUCCUGCCAGGACCAGUUCAUCCUCCACCGCUACCAGCGUCUCACCCCGCUCAGGAUCGCCGACUCGAGUCUCAAGGGCGACCUCUCCCAGGUCCGAAGGGGGGACUGUCUCGUCACCUUCAGCCGGAAUAACAUCUAUGCGCUCAAGAAGGCCAUCCAAGAGGCCACCAACCUCAGAGUCGGAAUGGCCUACGGGGGUCUGCCUCCCGAAGUCAGAGAGAGAGAGGCCCAGAUGUUCAACCGCGGCAGUCAGGUCGAAGGCGAAGGCGGAUACGACGUCCUGGUCGGUAGUGAUGCGAUCGGUAUGGGCCUCAAUCUCAAGAUUAAACGGGUGAUCUUCCAGUCCUUGCACAAAUUUGACGGCCGCAAUGAGGUUCCACUGAGUACUUCACAGAUCAAACAGAUCGGCGGACGCGCGGGACGGUUUGGGAUUUUGCCCAAGACAGACCAAUCCACCGCCCCGGAUGGACGACCACGACUGAAGACGACUGAAGAGGGCGGGACGAUAGGCGAGGUGCUGACGCUGAACGAGUCGGACAUGAGUCUCCUACGCCACUCGAUGGCUGCGCCGUUCGAGAAGAUCCACCGGGCGGUGCUCAAGGCGCCAUUCACGACGGUCGAGGGGCUGGCCCGACGGGCCCCGCCGGGGGUGCGCUACUCGAGCCUGCUCGAGCUGCGUCGCACGCUCACCCUGACCCGGCCGGAAUACGCGAUCGGGGACGAGAAGAACGCAGCCUCGAUCGCAGACGCGCUCCAACACAUCCUCCCCCUCAGCCUCGCCGAGCGCGACCUCUUCUGCUCCGCCCCCGCCGGCGCCAGAAACACGCUCGCCAUCGCCACCUUGCAGCAAUGGGCCCACGCGCAUGCUCAUCGACGGCAGGUCGACUUCAUCGGCUGGCUCCGACACGAAAACAUCGAGCAAACCAUCCAAUCCAUCGAAUCCUCCGUCAAACCCAACUCAUCAUCUACUGCCACUAGCAGUCAACCCAAGAAGCCGAACAGCAAAAACCAGCUCAGGGUAGAACGGAUCCACAACGAAACCUUGCUCAGAUUAGAAUCCAUUCAUAAAUGCUUGGUGCUCUACCUCUGGCUCGCCUUCCGUCUCCCCGAAUCCUUCGUCCAUUUCGACCGCUGUCAAGAGCUCAAACUUCGCACUGAAACCGUCCUCGGCAUCGGGCUCAAUUCUAUCCCCUAA